AAUGAGCCGAAGACGUUUGAAAACUCUCCUCUUGCACUCAAUCUCCACCAUGUCAUCGUCCCCUCUUAAAUCCAACCCCCUUUUCACCACAAGUCAAUCACAAGCCUUCCCUUCUCCAUCCAAAUUCUUUCACCAAAAUCUCGAACUUUGCCUGUCCAGAUUCCUUUGCACUUCUUCGCCGGACAAUCUCGAUGGUCUGGUCGAUCCUCACGACUUUUCAAUGCCUGGGAGUUCUGGAAUUGAGUCUAUUUCGGCAGAGGAAUUCGCCUCUUUGCGUGAUUCGGUGUUAGAUAUCAGUGCCGGUGAUGGGUCUUCAACGCCUAAAUUUGAAUCAGAUAAGUUUUCUAAUAAUGCCAUUUUGAUUUCGAAUAAGAUUAGGAAUUAUAAUGAUGCGUUUGGUGACCAAACCCAGAAGUUUCUUAGGCAGUUUAGGGAUAUUCUGAAUGAAACUCUGGUGAUGGAAGUACUGAAGCUUAUUCGAAAUCCUGAAUUAGGUGUGAAGUUUUUCAUAUGGGCAGGUAGACAAAUUGGGUAUAGUCACACUGGUCCUGUGUAUGAUGCAUUGUUAGAGUUAUUGGAGUGUGGUAGUAAUGAUAGAGUUCCAGAACAUUUUCUCCGAGAAAUUAAGGGUGAUGAUAGAGAGGUGCUUGGCAAGUUGCUUAACGUGUUGAUAUGGAAGUGUUGCCGAAAUGGUUUGUGGAAUGUAGCUUUGGAAGAGCUCGGGAGGCUUAAGGAUUUCGGAUACAAGCCAACUCGAGCAACUUACAAUGUUUUGGUUCAAGUGUUUCUAAAAGCUGAUAGGUUGGAUACAGCACACUUGGUUCAUGUGGAGAUGUCGGAUUUGGGGUUUAAGAUGGAUGAUUAUACACUUGGUUGCUUUGUUCACGCCCUUUGCAAAGCUGGGAGGUGGAAGGUAGCGCUCACAUUGAUUGAGAAGGAAGAGUUUGUGCCCAAUACUUCUCUUUAUACAAAGAUGAUAUCUGGGUUGUGUGAAGCUUCACUUUUUGAGGAAGCCAUGGAUUUCUUGAACAGAAUGCGGUGUGAUUCUUGCAUUCCUAACGUCGUAACCUAUAGGAUUUUGCUUUGUGGUUGUUUAAAAAAAAGACAGCUUGGUAGGUGCAAGAGGAUUCUUAGUAUGAUGAUCACAGAAGGUUGUUAUCCAAGCCGUAAGAUAUUUAAUUCUCUUGUAAAUGCGUAUUGCAGGUUAGGAGAUUACUUUUAUGCUUACAAGUUGCUUAAGAAAAUGGUAAAAUGCGGGUGCCACCCAGGCUAUGUGGUUUACAAUAUCUUGAUUGGUGGUAUAUGUGGAAACGAGGAAUUACCUAGCUCAGAUAUGUUAGAUUUGGCUGAAAAAGCUUAUGGUGAGAUGCUUGAUGCAGGGGUUGUGUUAAAUAAGGUCAAUGUGAGCAAUUUUGCACGAUGUCUUUGUGGCGCCCGAAAAUAUGAGAAAGCCUUUAAUGUUAUCCAUGAAAUGAUGAGCAAGGGUUUUGUGCCUGACACUAGUACAUACUCUAAAGUUAUUGGCUUUUUGUGUGAUUCAUCCAAGGUAGAACAAGCAUUUUUGUUGUUUGAAGAAAUGAAAAGGAAUAGUAUUAUUCCUGAUGUCUAUACCUAUACUACUUUAAUUGAUAGUUUUUCUAAAGCUGGCCUUAUUGAACAGGCUCGUAGCUGGUUUAAUGAAAUGGUAGGAAAUGGCUGUGCUCCUAACGUGGUGACUUAUACUGCUCUUAUACAUGCAUACCUUAAAGCAAAGAAGGUGUCUGAUGCAAAUCAACUUUUUGAGAUGAUGUUGACUGAAGGUUGCAUUCCCAAUGUUGUUACUUAUACUGCUUUAAUUGACGGUCAUUGUAAAGCUGGUAGAAUUGAAAAGGCCUGCCUGAUUUAUGAAAGGAUGAGAGGUAAUGUGGAAAUCCCUGAUGUUGAUAUGUAUUUUAGAAUUGACAAUCAGAGUAUGAAAGAACCUAAUGUUUAUACUUAUGGAGCUUUGGUGGAUGGUUUAUGCAAAGCACACAAGGUCAAAGAGGCCCGUGACUUAUUGGAUGCUAUGUCGGUAGAAGGUUGUGAACCUACCCAUAUUGUGUAUGAUGCCCUUAUAGAUGGAUUUUGUAAAUAUGGGAAGCUAGAUGAAGCGCAAGAGGUGUUUACUAAGAUGUCAGAGAAAGGGUACAGUCCAAAUGUGUACACUUACAGCUCUUUGAUUGAUAGGUUGUUUAAGGAUAAAAGACUAGAUCUCGCUUUAAAAGUCUUGUCUAAAAUGCUAGAAAACUCUUGUGCACCAAAUGUUGUUAUCUACACAGAGAUGAUUGAUGGUCUUUGUAAAGUUGGGAAGACAGAUGAAGCCUAUAAGCUUAUGCUGAUGAUGGAAGAAAAGGGGUGUUAUCCAAAUGUUGUUACUUAUACUGCAAUGAUAGAUGGCUUUGGGAAAGCAGGUAAAAUCGAAAAAUGUCUUGAGCUCUUUAAAGAAAUGAGCUCUAAAGGUUGUGCUCCAAAUUUUGUCACGUACAGGGUUUUGAUAAACCAUUGCUGUUCAACUGGCCUUUUGGAUGAAGCUCAUAAGCUUUUGGAUGAAAUGAAACAAACAUAUUGGCCAAAGCAUAUGGUAGGCUACCAUAAAGUUAUUGAAGGUUACAACCGAGAGUUCAUGAACUCUCUUGGGAUUUUAGAUGAGAUGAGUGAGUGUGGUUCAGUGUCAAUUAUUCACAUAUACAGAGUUUUGAUUGAUAAUUUUGUAAAGGCUGGAAGAUUGGAAUUUGCUCUUGAGCUGCAUGACGAGAUUUCAUCAUCUUCACCUUUUACAUCUGCGAACAAGAAUAUGUAUACUUCAUUGAUUGAAAGUCUUUUACAUGCAAAUAAGGUUGGUAAGGCACUGGAGCUGUUUGCAGACAUGGUAAGGCAAGGUGGUAUUCCAGAGCUUAUGACAUUGUUUGACCUUAUUAAAGGGCUCAUUAAAAUUAAUAAGUGGGAUGAAGCUCUUCAACUAUCGGAUAGCAUAUGCCAGAUGGACAUCCAUUGGCUUCUGGACAAAGAGACAUCUGACAGAAAGUAGUGUGUUUUCGGAACUUUUGUUGUUUGCCACUGAUGACUCAUUGGACCUUGGUCUAAGGUUCUCUUGAGGAGUGGAAAAGUAUUUGUGUGGGAGUCUUUGUGCAAGCAUAUGCACCGUGAGGAUAUGAAUGACAGUUGCCUGCUUAAUGGAGUGAUCCUACAGUUUUUCUUACCUUGCAAAGUGGCUAUAAAUUGCAAGAAAGCUAGAAGAAAUUUCUGCUUGCUAUUCGAAGGAGCAUAGGUUUUAUAUUCUGCGGCAAGGCUUACAGAUGAUGCUGCUUGAGUGUAAGCAGGACCAAUACCACCUUCCAUUAUGAAUCAUCACAAGCUCUAUCACAUACCGCUGAUGUUGCUUGUUGAGUGCAAAGCUGGCAGGCGUUGUGGAAUUCAUUUCGUGGGAAUUGUCUUCGUUUUUCACGUGAUGAUGUCAAGUGUAUCUAACCAAGAUGAUGAAACUACUCAACAACCUCUAGAGUCAUGUUCGAAUCAUGGUGAAGUGGAUUUCAUUUUUCAAGUAGGAGCGGUAGGACAUGAGUUCGAUUCACUAAGUGGCAUUCUUGUGUUCAAUAAAUAUGCGAGGGAUGUCUGCUGCCUUGUUCGAAUUUAUUCACAAAAGGAGGAAGAAAAAGGAUACAGAUGAAACUAUAAACGGAAAUAAGUUGUGUUUCAAGCAAGCUAGCUCAAGGUGACUGCAAAUGCCAUGUGAUGGUAAAAUGAGUGCUGGCAUUUGCUAAUGCCUAAAGUAAUUUGUAGCUGAGAGCCUGAGGCCACCAUUCUUUGAAACCAAAGUGUGAUUGUUUUAUGUUUGAUUUUGAUUUUAUCUUCGACAUAGCUUCGGCUUAAAUAUUCACGGAGGCUGUAACAUCCCAUUUGCAGUUGGGAAAAAUUGUUGAGGAUAAAAUUGAGCAAAACAAAGUGAUUUUAGUUUGUCAAACGCUGAGAAUGAAUCAUCCUACCAUUUGAUGUUAAAGCUUCGAUUAUAUCCUGAACAAUCUGCUUGUGAGAAUUUGUGAUCUUCUGGCUGAAAAAACCUUGUAUAUCAAAAGAAAUAACUCCAGCUUUGCCACGGUUGCGGUCCA
Molecule: messenger RNA, 4124 nt
Organism: Prunus mume (Japanese apricot)
Lineage: Eukaryota; Viridiplantae; Streptophyta; Magnoliopsida; Rosales; Rosaceae
Source: RefSeq, a predicted model, not a curated record